CUCCUUUCGUUCUACCGAGGUCCGCAAAGCGGGAACAUGAAUCUUAUUGUGUGAGUCACAAUGCUUCUGGAGUUGUGUGAAAACUGGACCGGGGCCACGGGCCUCGGACCCACAUCUCUGCAUUUCACCUGGGACCAAACUAGCGAUGAGAACGCUUAAAAGAAAAUUCAGCUUCAACACUCAUUUCAAAUUUAGUGUGAAUAUUUCGAACACUCCAGAUUCCCACAUCGCAAUUAUUCCACAACGUUUUUCAUUGAUCAUGACGAAUAUUUCAAACUCAUCAAUUAAAUACAACCCCCUCUUUCCUCCUCAACCUACCAAUAAUACUCCAGCGAAAUUCUCACAGUUCAGGAGAUUUCCACCAGAAGUGCAAGCCAUUAUUUUUGAGUUUGCCACGGCAAAUGAGGAGCCAAGGUUUCUGGAGCUGUUCACUAAGACACGGCAGGCAGAACAGCAAAGGGAUCUAAAGAUUCGCCAUCAAGUCCCUGCGCUGCUGCAUGUCAGUCGCGAAGCUCGAAGAUGGGCGAAAAAAUAUUACAUCAAGUUGAUGGGUACAAGCAGAUGUUACCUUGACCCGAGAAAGGAUGUCGUCUUCAUGCAAAAUACAAUUGUUCCAAAGAUGUACAAUUCGUGGAUUCAACAUCAAGCGAAGAACGGUCGAUCUUACAGUAUGGAGCUGGAAAAACAGGUUCGAUACGUCGUGGUUGGCGGAGAAACUGAAUAUCCAUCGCUUGCAGAUCUGACUAAUUGCGGAUUCUCGAAUCUUGAGAAAAUCGUUUUGCAGAAACAGACAGGGGGGCUUAAUUCUCGACAGCAAGCGCACUUGUCGCAGAAUUCAUGGGUGCGCAAUGAACAAACUCCUCAAGAUGUGUGGCGCUAUACCAGUGCUUGCCCGGACAAAAGGUCUGAGGUCGAGUUUCUUGAAGCAGUGGACUUGAACAAGGAGGUACGUAAUUCCGAAGGAGCCCAAGAAAUCUAAAACUAAUUAUUUCAUACAUAAUAGACUAUUCUUGAGACGUUUGGGCUCCGUAACUCUCCUCUAGGCGACGCGGCAGAAAAUGAGGAUAACAACUCUCAACCUGGAGCUACCCCUCGAGCAGAAAAUCAGGAGGGCAAUGACUCAGAUGACCUUGAUCUCCCCAAGGGCGACAACAAAGGAGUAGAUGAUCUUGAUCACGUCAAUCUUCGCUUAGGCCCUGAACAUGAUUCACGUCCUUUCCAGCAUCAAACCAGUCACACCCAUGAGCCGGAGGACAUACUGCAUGGCGCAACUCAACUCGUUUCAAGCCCUCAACACGAUCUUCCCUUUUUCCGAUAUGCGAAGCUCCCCCAAUACAAUAUUAUAGAAGUCAUACCGGACAACAUCGAGUUGGAUGACAAGGAACCCGGCUCUCCUAACUAUCCAGAAACAGAAGAAGAAUUCGCUG
Messenger RNA from Hyaloscypha bicolor E, 1427 nucleotides. RefSeq lists its product as uncharacterized. The record is from RefSeq and is a predicted model, not a curated record. Bases 146 to 979 code for a protein of 277 amino acids. The transcript is spliced from 2 exons. NCBI's taxonomy places the organism in Eukaryota, Fungi, Ascomycota, Leotiomycetes, Helotiales, Hyaloscyphaceae.